ACACGAAUGCUCACACAACACGCGCGCGCUUCAAACCCGGAUGGAUGACUUCACCGUUCUGCCUGGGUUUCCUUUAUGAUCCCGGGAUCUCCCACUUCCCUCACCAGACACCAGCGAGCAACACUGGCGAACACAACUCUCCCUCUCUCACUCACACGCCGUCUCUCCCUGCAGCUGCAACACAUCCAGAGACCACAACGAGACCACAACAACAACCGAACCUCACAGUCCAAACCGAGGAGCACUCAGAAAGGAUCCCAGCAGGAGAAAAAUAACAACCGCUGCAGCUUGCACGAAAAAAAGGGAAUCUACAGCUUCAUUGAGCAUAUACAGUCGCAGAGGAAGACUUUUGUCUACUUCAUAUUCACGCUGGUGAUCCUUCUCCGUCGUGCCACAAUGUCCGAGGUGCUGCCAUACAACGAGGGGAAAAUGAGCGGCUAUGGGGCAGACAGCGAGGUCAGCCAGAUGUCCUAUAGCUGCGGACUGCAGGACACGAGCGCCUUUUUUGCUGCGUCGCAGGCGAAAAGACCCCCAAAGCUUGGACAGAUCGGCAGAGCCAAGCGAGUGGUCAUCGAGGACGACCGAAUAGACGAGGUCCUGAAGGGGAUGACAGACACGUCUUCACCCGGCGUUUAAAUGUGAGCGAUGCCUUGCAGACUUUUUAAUUUUGAUCACCGAUUUGAAGCACUUGUCGGCUGUGCAUGUUCGAGGAUUGCAGGAGAAACACGACGGCACGAAGCGAGGAUGGUGUGACUGACGGAAGGCAAUGAAAAAAGGGCCAAAGGCGGCGGGGGAAUGGAGAAGGCUUAAAGGAAGAGAGAUGUUGAAGAGAGCGACGAAGAAAGAAAAAGCGAUAGGGACAGAGACUCUGGAAAAGACCAAGAUUUUUCAUAGGAUUGCUGGCAAUUCUCCAAACGACUCCCGAUUUUAACUAUUGCUGCGCAGCAAGAUGUUGAGAUGGCGGACACCGCUCAACCUCUGCUGACUUUAAUGAUGGAUGAACUUGUCAUUACUUCACGACCAUCUCUUUUUCCUUUCCAACAGCGCUGUAAGCAACAGAAUACUGCAACUGGAGGCUGAUGCUAAAUCCCAGCCCUAUUUCAAUAAGUUGUACAGUACAGUAGGUAGGCUAAGCUCUCAGACGUCCCCCCUUCCUCCCCCCCCUCCCCCUCCUUUAGGCUUUGCUUUGUUGAUUCGGUCAGCGACGGUGCAUUCAAGGGAGCUGUCCUUUCAGCACUGGUCCAAUGCAUUCCUGUUGCUGCUAUCGCUUUUUAAAAGCAGACCAACCAAACUCUCGAGCCUGCUAACUAGAGGAGACCCAUUGUAUGUAAAAACAUAUAUUCGAGGAUGGUGCAAUGUUAAUAUUUUCUGUAGUAGAAGCCCUGUUUGCUCUUGGCCUUUAAAAGAGUAUUAGGCCACAGAUUAAACCUGAACCACAGGCCACAUUCUUCUUCUUCUUCUUCUUGCAUUACCCAUCUGUGGUUAAAGGUGCGACGUGUCACCUUCAUGUAGCUGAUUUACACCUGCACAUAUCUUUUUUUCCCUCUCCUCCUUUUUUUUUGUAUUUCAAAUACUCUGAUAUCUACAGAGGCCAGCAAAGAUGUGGAGAAUAUAGUAAAUGUUUUAAGCAAAAGUCAUGAAAUCGAUGGAAAAAAUAUAUAUUCUUUCCAAUAAUAUGGGUAUUUUAAUUUUGCAAAUAUUUGUCUUUCGUCUUCUAUACGUUUUUUCUCCAUCUAUUUGCAUGAACUUUCACUCCGGUGCCAAUGUAGGUGCCACUACUCUUACCCUGGCACGCUUCUUUUUAACUAAAGUCAUAUUUGUAUUUUUAUAUCUAAAUAUUUGUUAUUUAAAUUAUAUGCUAGUCUAUCGUCUUACAAUUCAUCAACAAAAAUAUUUCUACUUCAGAGAGGAUAUACAGAAUGAGACUAGGCUUCAUGGAGGCAAAGCUAAGAUUUUGGUGGACUGGUCUCAUUCUAUAUCAGAGGUCGGGCGUUUUUUAAAGACUAACUGAAUGUGUCUGGGGUUUUUGCACACAUCAAUGUUAAACUAUUAUUAAGAAAUCGUAUACUGUGACUUGAGCUUCGUUGAUGAAUUUUGUUAGAAAAAUGGCAAGUUUUAGAGUAUAUUGCACUGUUUACGAGUAUCUUCAAAUAACAUGUUGUUAUUUGACCGAUUUUGGACAUUACAGUUUUUGUUUUUUUUAUUUUUAUUAUUUUGUACCAUUAUUUGAAAGAAACUGGAUAUGGUUUGUCGUGCAUGAAACCUUAAUAUUUUCAAUAAUGAAACAUUGUUUUAUGAAGCAAAAAAGCAACACAAAUGUCAUGACAUUCUAAGAAUGAGUCAUUGUAUAUUAUGAUGCCAUUUUCACUGUAUUUGGUGAAUUAAUAAAUGGUGAAAGAACAUGUAAA
This is a messenger RNA of Cyclopterus lumpus (lumpfish), 2408 nucleotides long. It is a transcript of the gene camk2n1a, whose product is annotated as calcium/calmodulin-dependent protein kinase II inhibitor 1a. The transcript has 2 exons. NCBI's taxonomy places the organism in Eukaryota, Metazoa, Chordata, Actinopteri, Perciformes, Cyclopteridae. Gene Ontology annotation, molecular function: protein kinase binding; calcium-dependent protein kinase inhibitor activity. Bases 76 to 636 code for a protein of 186 amino acids. Gene Ontology annotation, biological process: negative regulation of protein kinase activity. The record is from RefSeq and is a predicted model, not a curated record.